AAAUAUCAAAAAACUUUAAAGAAUUGUAUGCAAAACUAGGCUGCUCUGACGUGGAAGUGUAAUAAUUUUUUUUUGGUACAAUAAAGUGAAAGAAAAUUAAUUUUCUCACAAAUAUUGCGAGUUAAUUAAAACGGGAAAAUUAAAGAAGAAAAUUUCCUUUCGCGAAAAGUCUGAGUGUAAGAAAAAAAAUACAAAAAUAAAAGCUUUAAAUAAGUGGAAAAGAAAAUUUUUUCUUCGGCCUGCAAGUGGUGUUUACGUGGUGUUAAUCAUAAAAAAAAAAUUAUCUUGUAAAAGUACGGGACAAAAGUGCAAAAACCGAUUUUUCCAGUUUAGUGAAGAAAAAAAAAAACAAACGCGGAUCUUAAGUGUAAAGCAUUAAGGGAAAUUGCAAAAUUAUUUUAUGAAAACUUAAAAAAGAAAAUUGUGAAAUUAAGAAAAAUAGUUAAAAGAGAAAAUGAUGAAUCCAAAUGCUUAUGGUCCACCGCCAACAAUGCAGCCUAUGCAACAGCAGCAGCAGCAACAACAGCCACCACAAAUGAUGCCACCACCACCUAUGAUGGGUGGUCAGCAGCAACAAUUUGUACCUCCUGGUUGGCCUUCCCAGCAGCCGGGCAUGCAAGUUCCUCCUCCAAACACUUCCAUGCCUGGUAGUAUGCCUGCACCGCCACAACAGGCAGCUCCCCCCACACAAUCGAACAUAAUGAAUGGAAAUUAUCAGCAGCAGUUGACGCAAUCCAUGGGCGCUAUGACUAUGAAUCCCAUGAAACAGCCGCCACCAACUCAACAACAACAACAACAAUCAUUAGCUGGACCACCAACUUCAUUUAACAAUGCUAAUAUGGGUAUGCUACCUACUGGUCAACCUCUAGCGAAUGGACCACCCUCGGCACAACAAGGCACUGCUCCCCCCACGGCUAAUGUAAAUAAUAACUUUAAUCCCUAUCCUAAUGGCACUUCCAGUAGGCCACCUACUGCUGGUACUCCUGGCAUGCCACCACCACCAACAUCCGCCGGUCCUCAACAGCAACAAACACAACCACCUACAUCUAUGGCUGGCAAUUUACCACCAGCUCAAAAUAUUCCUGGAGCGGCCAAUCAAAUGACAGUAAACAGUGCCAGUUUACCGGGUAUGCCUCAUAUGCCACCCGCACCCCAAAAAUCUGGCCAAUCUACUCCCUCUAUGCCACCCAUGCCUGGUCAGCAACAACCAACUCAGCAGCCUAUGCAGGGUUUCCCAGGUACUCAAGCCCCACCAUCUCAAUUCCCUCCCCAGUCUCAGCCUGGUAGACCUGGUAUGAUGCCUCCUCCCAUGAUGGGUGGUCAGCAACAGCCAGCUCCUAUGCAGCAACCGGGAUUGCCUCCUAUGCCUGGACAGCAGCAACAACAACAACCAGGCAUGCCUCCCAUGCAACAGCCCGGUAUGCCACCCAUGCCCUCGCAACAGCAACGUGGUAUGCCUCCAAUGCCUGGACAACAACAACAACAACAGCCUGGCAUGCCUCCUAUGCAACAACCUGGUAUGCCUCCUAUGCCUGGUUAUCCACCUCAACCAGGGCAACAACCCGCUAUGCCUGGCUAUCCCCCACAGCCCGGUCAAGCUCCCAUGCCCGGUGGUUAUCCAUCGCAAAUGAUGCGUCCUCAACCGGGUCAACCUAUGACAGGAAGACCGGGAUACAAUCAACCUCCCGGUGGUAUGUACCAACAGCCUCAACAAUAUGAACAACAACAAAAACGUUUAGAUCCCGAUCAAAUGCCUAAUCCCAUACAGGUAAUGAUCGAAAAUCAACGUAAUGCUGGUGGUGCCUUUGUAACCAAUCAACCGGGUCUGUUGCCACCUUUGGUAACUACUAAAUAUGUAGUGCAGGAUCAAGGCAAUUCAUCGCCAAGAUUUUUAAGAUCUUCUUUGUAUUGUGUACCAGCUACAGCAGAUUUGCUUAAAACUACAGCUCUUCCUUUCUCUUUGAUUGUAUCGCCUUAUGCUCGUAUAGCUGAGGGUGAAUAUGAGCCACCAAUUGUUGAUUUUGGUGCUUUAGGACCCAUACGCUGUAAUCGUUGUAAGGCCUAUAUGUCACCCAAUAUGCAGUUUGUAGAUGCUGGUCGUAGAUUCCAGUGUUUAAUGUGUAAAGUUUCAACGGAAGUACCCACUGAAUACUUCCAACAUUUGGAUCAUACUGGCCAGAGAGUUGAUAAAUAUGAACGUCCUGAAUUAGUUUUGGGCACUUAUGAGUUCUUGGCUACCAAGGAUUAUUGUCGUAACAAUACUCCCCCCGAAAUACCAGCAUUUAUUUUUGUUAUUGAUGUUUCUUACAAUACUGUUAAAUCAGGCUUAGUGCACUUAUUGUGUUCUCAAGUCAAACAAAUAUUGAAAAACUUACCCUGUGAUCAGGGUCAGGAAAAAUCGAAAAUGCGUGUGGGUUUUAUAACCUACAAUAGUACGGUCCACUUUUAUAACAUUAAAAGCAGUUUGGCUCAACCACAAAUGAUGGUGGUAGGAGAUGUACAAGACAUGUUUAUGCCUUUACUUGAUGGCUUCCUUUGCAAUCCCGAAGAAUCCGAGGCAGUGAUUGAUGCUCUUAUGGAACAAAUACCCAAAAUGUUUGUUGACACUAAAGAAACCGAAACCAUACUCUAUCCAGCUAUACAAGCUGGUCUUGAAGCUCUUAAAGCUUCAAAUUGUUCGGGUAAACUUUUAGUUUUUAACUCUUCUCUACCCAUAGCUGAGGCACCGGGUAAAUUGAAAAAUCGUGAUGAUCGCAAACUUUUGGGUACUGACAAGGAGAAGACAGUGUUGGUGCCACAAUGUCAAUCGUACAAUCAAUUGGGUCAUGAAUGUGUACAGAAUGGCUGUUCAGUUGAUUUGUUCUUAUUUAAUAAUUCUUAUAUUGAUAUUGCCACCAUUGGCCAGGUGGCUAGACUGACGGGAGGUGAAGUUUAUAAAUAUACUUACUUCCAGGCUGACAUUGAUGGCAAACGUUUGAUAGCGGAUAUUAUUAAAAAUGUUUCACGUCCCAUUGCUUUUGAUGCUGUCAUGCGUGUCCGUACUUCGGCUGGUGUUAGAGCUACCGAUUUCUAUGGCCACUUCUUUAUGACCAAUACAACGGAUGUUGAAUUGGCUAGUGUGGAUUGCGACAAAUCAAUUGCUAUCGAAAUCAAACAUGACGACAAAUUACCCCCCGAGGAAAACGUCUAUCUACAAAUCGCUCUACUCUUCACCUCUUGCGGCGGUCAACGUCGUUUACGUAUUUUGAAUAUUGCUCUUAAAGCCACCACCACUAUUGCUGAAGUUUUCAAGAGUUGUGAUCUAGAUGCCAUAAUGUUGUUCUUUGCCAAACAAUCCUGCUUCAAACUUAUGGAACUAACACCCAAAGCCAUCAAAGACACACUCAUUCAUCGUUCGGCUCAAAUACUGGCCUGUUAUCGUAAACAUUGUACUACACCCUCGUCGGCCGGACAACUUAUAUUGCCCGAAUGUCUUAAACUAUUGCCGCUCUAUAUAUCGUGUCUCUUGAAGAAUGAUGCCAUUUCGGGCGGUUCCGAUAUGACACUCGACGAUCGUUCUUAUGUAAUACAAUUCAUUUUAUCAAUGGACUUGAAUAUGUUUGUAUCAUAUCUGUAUCCACGUUUUCUGCCCAUACACAAUGUGGAUCCUGAUGAUAACGAAUUGCCCAUGUCUAUGCGUUGUACUCAUGAGAAAAUGUCCGAAGAUGGCGCUUAUAUUUUGGAGAAUGGUGUACACUUUUUCGUAUGGUUGGGUCAGUCGCUGCCUCAAACGUUCAUACAACCCUUAUUUGGUGUACAAUGUACUCAACAGGUUAAUGCUGAACGUUUUGCUAUUACCGGCGAUACGCCAUUGGCUCAAAGGAUACGUGGUAUUAUUGAAAAGGUUAUGACAGAACGUACUCGUCAUAUGAGGGUCACUUGUGUUCGUCAAAAUGACAAAUUGGAAAGUGUAUUCCGGCAUUUCCUUAUCGAAGAUCGUGGCACUGAUGGCUCGGCCAGCUAUGUAGAUUUCUUGUGUCAUAUGCAUAAGGAGAUUAAAGAAUUAUUAAGUUAGCCCGUAGGUUGUAAACAAUAUAAUCAUCAUAAUAAUAACAAUAGUAGUAAAACUGUGGCUUCUAUAACCUGUCGCAGUUUUUCUCAAAAUCGUGCACGCCUCUCGCGGGCCACGCGUUCUAGAAGAUGGUAAUAUAUUUAAAAAAAAAAGUAACACAAAACAAAUAUCUAACAAUGAAGACCAACAUCAAAAAUUAAAAAAAAAAAAAACACCAUUUAAAUUAAAUUAAAAAUUACAAAAUAAUAAUUAUAAUAACAUUUACAUACAAUGAAAUUGUUUAAACAAAAAAGAAAGAAAAAGUUAAAAAAUGCAUUGGUUAUAAAUUUUCUUUUCUUUUUUGCAUUUUUUUAAUUAUGAUUUAUUUUAUUAAAAAUUAAAAUAUGAAAACUUAUAGUAUAUACAAAAUACAUUCGCUUUAUUUUACAAUAAUAUUUUCUUUAAACCCGUUUUUCUACCACUGUGUCCGGUUUCCAGUACUUUGUUCCUCCUUUUUGGCUUUAAAUGUGUUUUCUUUGUUUUUUUAUGGUUAAUUGUGUGUUAAAGUUUAAUUAAAUUAAAUUAAAAAAAAAA
This is a messenger RNA of Lucilia sericata (common green bottle fly), 4624 nucleotides long. RefSeq names its product protein transport protein Sec24C (gene Sec24CD). Gene Ontology annotation, molecular function: zinc ion binding; SNARE binding. The transcript has 11 exons. Gene Ontology annotation, biological process: endoplasmic reticulum to Golgi vesicle-mediated transport; COPII-coated vesicle cargo loading; intracellular protein transport. Gene Ontology annotation, cellular component: COPII vesicle coat; endoplasmic reticulum exit site. The record is from RefSeq and is a predicted model, not a curated record. Lineage: Eukaryota; Metazoa; Arthropoda; Insecta; Diptera; Calliphoridae. Bases 455 to 4054 code for a protein of 1199 amino acids.